AUGUUGACGCGCGCUGAUCAUGUGACUCGUUCCUUCAUCCGCUGCUGCGACGUCACCUACGGCCUCAUUGAUAUCCACGUGCAUCUCCGGGAACCUGGAGCCACUCACAAAGAGGACUUCUCUUCUGGCACAGCAGCUGCACUGGCCGCUGGUGGAGGCUGGUGCCGCUGUGACUUUGCUCUCUUCCUUGGUGCGUCCACAGAGAAUGCCGCUUCUCUUUCUCCAAUUGCCAGUUCAGCCGCUGGCCUUAAGAUGUAUCUGAAUGACACUUACACGCAGCUGAAGAUGGACAAUGUUUCUGUGUGGAUGGAGCACUUUGAGAAGUGGCCGGCUCACCUGCCCAUUGUGGCACAUGCAGAGAAACAGACCGUGGCUGCGAUUCUGAUGGUGGCCCAACUGUACCAUCGUCCUGUUCACAUCUGCCACGUUGCAAAGAAAGAGGAGAUCCUAAUUAUCAAAGCCGCCAAGCAGAAGGGAAUCCAAGUCACAUGCGAGGUGGCCCCUCUGCCUCGAUGACCUGGAGAAAAUAGGGGAGACACGGGAAGUACACCCCAUGCUGGGGACUCGAGAGGGCCGAGAAGCUUUGUGGGAGAACUUGGACAUUAUUGAUUGUUUUGCCACUGACCAUGGUAGGCACCAGGGCAAAUGAAUUAGGGAGAGGGGCAGUGACCUUCAACUUCAUUGUCCUCUUCUUUCUCACAGCCCCUCACUCGGUAGAGGAAAAGGAUGGCCCAAAGCCACCCCCAGGGUAUCCAGGCUUGGAGACCAUGUUGCCUCUGCUCAGCAGUCAGUGAGGGACGUCUGACUAUUGAUGACAUCAUCAAGCGUCUGUAUGACAACCCCCGCAAGAUCUUUUCUUUGCCUGUGCAGGAGAACACUUGUAUUGAGGCAAGAGGGUCUGGACCCUGAUACUAUUCCUUAUUCCUAGCAUGUUCUGGCUCAGUGCUUCUAUCUCUUCUCUCAGCCCAUUCCUUCAACAACCUUUCUUGUGUCGCCUCUCAAUCCUCACUUUUCCCUUUCACGUCCUCCUUUCUCACCUUCUCUUCAAUCCUUUUUCUUCUUAAAUGAAUGUGCUGCUCCCUCUGCAGGUGGACUUGGAGCAAGAGUGGCUAAUCCCAUCCCACAUGCAGUUGACCAAAUCCAGGUGGACCCCCUUCGCUGGAAUGAAGGUGAAAGGAGCAGUGCGUUGAGUGGUGUUGCGUGGGGAGGUGGCCUACAUUGAUGGUCAGGUAUGGACGUUGUGCUCACAAUAUAUAUAUAUAUAUGUUGCUUUGCAAAUGUUCUUCACAUAUACAGGCACUAAGUGAAACAAAGGGUUAAAGAGGGGCUGUUCCUUGUAAAAGAAGUGCAGUCAGGGUCCCGUUGGGCGACUUUUUUUCUGUUUCGUUUUUAAGGUCUUGGUAUCGGCGGGAUAUGGACAAGAUGUCAGCAAAUGGGCCCCACCUGUUGUUGCCCAGUCUCACCCCAUGGUCAAUAAAGAACUACCUAAGGUAUAUUAUGUACUGCAGUUCCCACACCAUUUGCACUGCCAAUACCUUUCUGAGUGUUAAAAGAUUAUUUCCCUCAGACCCCAGAGCGGCACCGCCAUGUUACCGUACAAAGCGAGACGAUUCGCAGUAGAGCACCAAGUCCCCGCAGACCUGCUCAGUCGACAGAUGGGAGAUUCCACUUGCCUCCACGGGUGCAUCGGGCUUCAGAUCCGGGUUUACAGGGUGAGGCUGAGCUUGACUUACCUUAGGUGUAACGUAAGGGGUCGCCCAGCAACUAGGUUGACCGGUUGUGCCAACAAACCAAUAAGUAGUGAUAUUCUGACCAAUCACUUUGUGUCCUUAGUGCCCAGGAAGUGUUCUGUGCCGCUCUAUCCAGGAUUGGUUUUAUGGAAUGGUAAUAUUAUGUAUAACACCCCCAUACCAAUCACUUUCCCCUGAACUAUUCGAUAUUAUGCUCAUUGAUUGGCAAAAUGUUAAUUGUGCUUAUUCUUUCCGGUCUGUCGUUCAUUUCUCCUAAUCUCCUUGCUGGCCGGACCAACCAAAGGCUAAUCUUAUAAACUGGUUCAUUUUCCAUAAUCCCUUGUGGGAGAAUCAUGGCUCCAUCCUUUUUGCUGUGGAGCACUUUAAGCCACACUUUAGUGGAUACACCACAGAUUGAUGUGCCAGGGGUGAUGGAAUGGGGAAAGGUUUUGCUGUUGGGCUGCUCUGCAAUUUGCUCUGGCACAAUGACUUCUUGCCCAGUGAUGUUCCCCACGAUAUUCCAGCUGCAGUAGAGUUGCCCAACACUACAACCCGGGAGUCCAAAUACUGCUCCUGUUCUUCAGCACUCGGAUCAUUCCUGUAUCUUCUAUGUUAAACACUACAUGUUCUGAUUUUUCUUGUUGCUGUAGGGCAAAUGCUCGGUCACAGAAUGCAGCAGGUUCAUGUACAACCUGAGACUCUGAAUCAAGUGUCUGUUUGUGGCUAGUGGCAGUUGGGAGCCGGAUAUUUAUAUCGGGAAAUAGGAUUCCCAUUGUCUUCAUGUCCCUGAAGAUGCCAGAUAUUGAUGAAUGCAGGCUUUGUAAUUAUAGAUUUAAAUAUGGACAACUGUAGCUCUCCCGGCAGCCAUUCACACACAUGGUACAGUCAAGUUGGGGGUCAUUGCCAGUAGAUUUGAUCCAUUUGCAAUUCACCAGCAUUCACAGAAAGCCAUUCAUGUUUAUUAGAAUAUAGUAGUUCAAUGAUUGGUUCUUGAGGAAAGUGAGAUCUGGGCCAUGUUUGCUGGUGACAUUACCCAUAGCGCUUGUCUAGGCAAAACUAGGCUGGGCCACUGGGUUCCCUUGAGCGUUUCUAGGCCGUAUUAUUUCAAUGUCCUGUUGAUUUGUCUGGGGCUCAGAACUUUCCAAGCUCUCUCAGAAUUAGGGCAUUAACGGGAGCCAGUAGCUAAAGGUGUAACGUGUCUGUUUUCACAGA
Messenger RNA from Xenopus laevis (African clawed frog), 2942 nucleotides. RefSeq names its product CAD protein-like. The transcript is spliced from 5 exons. The record is from RefSeq and is a predicted model, not a curated record. NCBI's taxonomy places the organism in Eukaryota, Metazoa, Chordata, Amphibia, Anura, Pipidae. The coding region runs from base 1 to 516 and encodes 171 amino acids.